AUCGUAUUUAUAAUUUCAUAAUAGAAUCAUUAUUCAUUAAUAAUUUAUUAACCUUCUGUCAUUAUAUUAAUUUUAUAUAUAAACACGUGCAUUUAGUCAACACAAAAUGGAAACGGAAAAAAAAGUAAUAUCGACAACAAAAAAAGAGGAACAAAAACCGCCCACUUAUUUGUGUAUUCCGAUUAAGGAAGAAAAAUCGAAUUCUUCGAAUCAGAAUAAAGAGCUGAAGAAUUUGAAGAGAAUUGAAACUAAGGAAAAAGUGAAGAAAAAGAAGAAGGGUAAAAAAAAUGUUGAUGAAGAAGAGGAUUUGUGCAGUUUUAUGAAUCCAGAAAUGCGAGGAGGAGUUUUAUAUACAAAAUGCGAUUGUCUUAUUAGAAAUGGCCUCCAAGAUGAUUGUCCUUUGACUCUUUGUCAGGGACAACCGGAUUGUUUAAUUAAACCCUGGCCAUUAUGUCCGCCUGGAAAGUACUAUCGAAAUCGACAUCCGGAAAUUUAUCCUUCUCCAGGAAAUUGAAAUUCGGCUUUUCGUUCGACAACUUUUUCGAGUGAUUAAAGCCGUGCGAAUGGGAUGAGCCACCGUGUCCACCACCAACUCUUUGUCCAGUUCCGACACAAAUGAAUUCGCCAGCAUGUUAUAUUCCAGCGAAGCCCUGCAACAGUUGUGAAUUGAGAAGCAGCAUAAU
Molecule: messenger RNA, 683 nt
Organism: Leptopilina heterotoma
Lineage: Eukaryota; Metazoa; Arthropoda; Insecta; Hymenoptera; Figitidae
Exons: 4
Coding region: 107-514 (135 amino acids)
Source: RefSeq, a predicted model, not a curated record